This is a messenger RNA of Melanaphis sacchari, 660 nucleotides long. RefSeq names its product eukaryotic translation initiation factor 1A, X-chromosomal-like. The record is from RefSeq and is a predicted model, not a curated record. The transcript has 6 exons. The coding region runs from base 177 to 626 and encodes 149 amino acids. Gene Ontology annotation, biological process: translational initiation. NCBI's taxonomy places the organism in Eukaryota, Metazoa, Arthropoda, Insecta, Hemiptera, Aphididae. Gene Ontology annotation, molecular function: RNA binding; translation initiation factor activity. Gene Ontology annotation, cellular component: cytoplasm.
GGACUGAUGAUUUUGAUAACGCCUUACGCGUAAACGCGUUCCUUUAGAUAUUUCUAUUUUCUAAUAGAUAUUUGAGAAAAACGUUGUGAAUCUUUUAGUUAAGAAAUCGUUUAUCAUCAGCCGAUUCAUUAACCAGUAAGCUUUUAAUCUCAAGUCACGUCAGUCAUCAAUACAUAAUGCCUAAGAAUAAAGGAAAGGGAGGUAAAAAUCGUAGGCGUGGUAAGAACGAAAAUGAAACUGAAAAGCGAGAAUUGGUGUUCAAAGAAGAUGGCCAAGAAUACGCUCAAGUUACCAAAAUGUUGGGAAAUGGUCGUUUAGAAGCUAUGUGCUUUGAUGGUGUUAAACGACUCUGUCACAUACGAGGAAAACUUAGGAAAAAGGUGUGGAUUAAUCAAGCUGAUAUAGUAUUAAUAGGUUUACGUGAAUAUCAAGACACAAAAGCUGAUGUCAUUUUGAAGUAUACACCAGAUGAAGCUCGUAACUUAAAAACUUAUGGAGAAUUUCCAGAAACUGUUCGCAUCAAUGAUACAGUCACAUUUGUUGAUGAUGGAUUGGAUGAAGAUAUUGAGUUCGGAGAUGAUAUUAGCGAUGAUGAAGAAGCAGACAAUGCUGUUGAUAAUAUUUAAAUUUAUUUUAAAUAUGUUAGCAGUGCAGUGAUGU